AUGAUUCCAGGUCAGAGUCGAAUGAUUGUUAUGUUUGUUGGCAUACUGCAAUACGCGCGUCUGCAAAUCUCGUCACUGGAAUUGCAAUCAGAUGCCCGUGAAAUUCGUCUCGGGCUUUUACUCGAGAUUGGCGGUAGAGAGAUCUUCGACCGCGUUCGCAUCCAGCCGGCCGUUGAUAUCGCCCUCGAGACGGUUAGACGUCGCGUGGACACCGGCGCGUACCUAAACUUCAGCUUCACGUACGAGUUCCAGUCCACCGGUACCAGAUGCACCCCGUCGUCCAUGGUCGCCCCCGGUAUUGCCUCCGACAUGUUUUACCGGCGAGGGGUGAGAGUGUUCCUCGGUCCGGGUUGCAGCUUUCAGUGCAAGGCAGUAGCCGACCUGGCUGCUUACUGGAAUGUCCCGGUCCUGUCUGGCGCUUCAACUUCGGGAGAUCUGGAUAACAAAGGACAAUACACAACACUGACUAGGACCGCGUUCCUUAUGGGCGUGAUGGGGCAUUUUUCGGUGGCUCUCUUCCGGAAGUGGUCUUGGACUCGAUGCUCCAUCAUCUGGGAUGAUGUCAGUGUUUGGAAGCUGAUCACAGUCAGUAUCAGAAGCAGACUUGAAGAAGCUAACAUCUAUGUCCACCCGGUUGUUCUUGGAUUGCAAGAAUCAACGCAAGAUGCAUUGGAUGCUGCAGCACGGAGAGGACGGGUUAUAUUAGUUAUCGCUCCCGUGGACGUGGUCCGGGAUAUCAUGAUCAAGGCGUACCAGGCGGGAUACACCAGCGGGGAGUAUGUCUUCUUCUCUGUGCACUUGAUCAACAACAGGUGGCGCUUCGGAGACUCAUCAUGGCAGAGGGGAGACGAAUUUGACAUCGAGGCCAAACGAGCAUUCGAGGCUUUGAUGACAUUCCGAUUACAUGAGCCAACCAGCGACGAGUUUCAAGACUUCCAAAAAGAGUUAGAGCUGCGCCGUAUCUCUGGCAAUGUCACAGUAAACGAAAAUGGUGAUCGUGACGCCGACUACUCUCUUUGGGACAUGACCGACACCGUGAACGGGGACAUGUCGGCUUGUGCCUAA
Messenger RNA from Acanthaster planci (crown-of-thorns starfish), 1065 nucleotides. Its product is annotated as atrial natriuretic peptide receptor 1-like. The record is from RefSeq and is a predicted model, not a curated record. Gene Ontology annotation, cellular component: plasma membrane. NCBI's taxonomy places the organism in Eukaryota, Metazoa, Echinodermata, Asteroidea, Valvatida, Acanthasteridae. Gene Ontology annotation, biological process: cGMP biosynthetic process; intracellular signal transduction; protein phosphorylation. Gene Ontology annotation, molecular function: adenylate cyclase activity; protein kinase activity; natriuretic peptide receptor activity.